Leptonychotes weddellii (Weddell seal) is the source of this 1614-nucleotide messenger RNA. Lineage: Eukaryota; Metazoa; Chordata; Mammalia; Carnivora; Phocidae. The record is from RefSeq and is a predicted model, not a curated record.
GAAAAUUUCAAUUAUUAAAUUUUAACAGUUAUGAAAAUAAUGGCAGAAUGCAUUUUCGUAAAAUACUAAGUACAUGUAGAAAAAUAUUGCAAGUUCUCUUGACACUGCCUCUUGAUCCCUACUUUUGUCUCCUAUGAUGUAACCAACUGUCAUCAGUCUGGUGACUUUCUGGCUUUCUCAUAGUCUUUCAUUUUUUAACUUUGUUGGACUUUGAGGCCUCUUUACUUCAUUCCCAUUUUUUUGUAACUUUGCAAAUACUGCUGUUACUUUUAGGUAUUAAUCAAGAAGAAUUAUGACCGUACCAAACGUCAGCGUCGUAGAAACUGGAAACUGAAAGAGCUUGCAAGAGAUAAAGAAAACAUGGAUACAGAUGAUGAAAGGCAAUACCAAGAUUUCCUUGAAGAUCUUGAAGAAGAUGAGGCAAUUAGGAAAAAUGUAAACAUUUAUAGAGAUUCAACCAUUCCUGUGGAAAGUGACACAGAUGAUGAAGGAGCCCCUCGAAUUAGUCUGGCUGAGAUGCUUGAAGACCUCCACAUUUCUCAAGAUGCUCCUGGUGAAGAAGCUGAAUCGAUGAUGACACAGUGAGAUUGUGUUGUAGAUGAUUUCCAUGUCUGUAGACUCAGGAUGUUGGAUGAAAUAACUUUCAUUGUCUAUUCCGCCUAUGCUUCCAUAUUGAGAAAGGAGAAAUUUAGUUUUAAACUUGAAUAAAUGGGACUAUUUUGAUUGCUCAUUCAAAGCACUGAACGAGAUUGAUAGCUUUGAAGUUUUUGGAUAAAAGAUUAUGAAGAAUGUAAUUAUUAAUGAUAUUUAGGCCAUUUUAUGUGUGGAAUUUUUUAAGUUUGCCUUUUUAGGAUACCCUAGUAUUUUUGCAUACUGUAGCGCCAGAUUUGAAAUCUCAAAAGUUGUGAUGCCUUGGAGGUUACCUAAAUCUUCAAGUAUGAAACAAGCUUUUACAUUUCUUUUUGCAUUGAUGGCUUUAGUAAAAGAGCAUAUGAAGAAUCAUUUUUAUAUGAACUUGUUAAUGCACUUUGAUCCACUUUAGAUCAUUUUUAUGUCAUUGGGAUAGGUAAGUUGGGGUUCAGUUUAUUACUGGACAUUCAGGGAGAAGUUAAUCUAUUUUAUUCAUAAUAUUAACAUCUUCAAAAGCUUAAAUUGGGGUUAUCUUAAUUUUUAUUGCAGAAGAAAAUAUAUUUAAAGUAUUUGUGGAUUUGUAGCAAACAUAGAUUAUUUAAGGGUUAACUAACAAUUUGUACUUUUGUUAUUUUUGCUCAUGCCAGCAGCUUAGACCAGUAGCUUGCUUGUGUCAUAAAAAUGUCUUCCUAUCACUUCAAGCAUUUUUGCUUUUGAAAUUUUGGUUUACAAUUUGAGAAGGAAUUUUCUUUAUAUAAGUUUCUGUCAUUGAAUAUAUCACCAUCAAAAAGAAUAUUAAGAUCUAGCACAUAGAUGAUGAAAUAAUAAAAAUGAUCUUUAUGCUUUAUAAAACCAUAUGUCAGACUUGAAAAAGGAAUGCCUUCUACAUCCUUGAAUGAAAAGCAUUGGCUUGGGCGCCUGGGUGGCUCAGUUGGUUAAGCGACUGCCUUCGGCUCAGGUCAUGAUCCUGGAGUCCCUGGAUCG